Molecule: messenger RNA, 1593 nt
Organism: Microcebus murinus (gray mouse lemur)
Lineage: Eukaryota; Metazoa; Chordata; Mammalia; Primates; Cheirogaleidae
Product: membrane-spanning 4-domains subfamily A member 4A
Cellular component (GO): plasma membrane; Golgi apparatus
Source: RefSeq, a predicted model, not a curated record
UAGGGUUUCAAAAAGAAGAGGAUUGCAGAUUUAAAUUGAGUAAGGUGUGGAGUGCGGGAAGGUGACUGUAUCUGGACCCUCUAAAGAACCCUGAGGCAUUUGCCCAGAGCCUCAUACUCAUCAGACACACAGCAGACAUUGCAGGCUUGAAGAAAGCACUUUUUCCACUACCAUGGAAACCAUGCAAAGAAUGGAACAGACCGCAGCUGGCCUUGCUGUGCCCCAGCCUGCUGUUUUACACUCAUAUAUGUGGAAAGGGUUGCAAGAGAAGUUCUUGAAGGGAAAACCCAAAGUCCUUGGGACUGUGCAGAUCCUGAUUGCCCUGAUGAACCUCAGCAUGGGAAUAAUAAUGAUGAGUCUCACCGUGCCGUGUGUGGGAUUUGGAUUAUGUCCCAUGUCAGUGUACAGUGGAUACACAAUUUGGGGAUCACUGAUGUUCAUUGUUUCAGGAGCCCUGUCAAUUGCAGCAGAGAAAAGAACUACGAAAGGUCUGGUCCGAGGUAGUCUUGGACUGAACAUCACCAGCUCUGUCAUGGCUCUGUCAGGGGUCCUGAUCAAUGCAGUCAGUGCGAGUAUCUAUUCGUACCAAUACAAUUACUGUAACUACCGUCAGACGACGAAAAAUUGUUUCAUGUACACGUCCAUUUUAAUGGGUAUGGAUAUCUCGGUGGCUAUUUUCAGCAUGCUGGAAUUCUGCAUUGCUGUGUCCCUCUCUGCCUUUGGAUGCAAAGUCAUGUGUUGUAGCCCCGGUGGGGUUGUGAUAAUUGUGCCAUCAAAUCCUCACGCGGCUGAAGCGGCAACUCCUGCACCAUUUGACGGAGGUUCGACGCCACCAACAGAUCAAUAGAAAAAUCUUCCAGAAAAUCUGUGCUGAUUGUAAUGCAAGAACCCCAUAUGUGAAAGUACCAGGAUCCAACUCUGAUAUAUAUAUAUAAUAUAUGAAAAAUCCAAUUCUGAAAUGUAUAUACACACACAGAUAUAAAUAUACACAUUAUUUUUACUAAAGAACUUAAUAACUCAUUUUAGUGGCUCUUUAUCAGAGUAGUGGAAAUUAAAUAAAUAAAUCAUGCAUUUAUAAUGAGGCAACGUGAAAGUUUUUCAUUCAUCUUCAGGACUUUAUAUAAGGGCAUUAAAUUGGCAAAUAAAAUUUGCAGCAUAAGGGAAAAAAUAUUGUUGAACCAAGGCCUCCAUGAAAAUGUAUAUUUCUACUUUUUUCCCACCUUUGGAGACACAAAGUGCUUUUUCCUUUAGGAAGCUGAGAUACAUAGCUUCCGCCCUCCCUUUUCUUUCUCCUCCUUUCCUUCUCCCAUAGAAAGUAACUUGGAAUCACACAGUCAGUCCUUGCAUAUACGCAAGCCAUCAUUUGAGUAUAAGUACACAUUGGAAUAAAAAUUUCAUUGUGGAUCAGAUUCAACUUAUAGUUUCUAUCUAUUUCUUCUUCCUCCCCUCCCCUGUAUUGUGCAGAAUUAUACCUUCAUCAAAUUUGUAUCCAGUGCCCUAUCUGAAAAUGUGCAACACAUGGCAUUUGCUGAAUGUUUGUUAAACACACUUGCUGUUUUUUUGCAGAACAAAAAUAAAUAAAAUGAGAUGUGA